AUGGACAUCACUGGGGUAAUAAAAUACAUCCUUAAAAAUCCGUGCUUGUACCCAGGAAGUCACCAGAAUUCGUACAUAAAGUCAGGAUUUGAGCAUGUUAAGGCAUCUGGCUGUUGCCCAAAAUGAAGACAUAAUGGAACAUCCAGCAGUAAUCGUUUGGGCAGGGAUAAAUCAGACAAGAGGGUCUGAUUUAAGAAGUAUGCUUCAGGUCGGCUCUCUACAGCAGUUAUGGCAAAGAGAGUCUCCAGCCAGAAAUGCACCUGUGCUAAAUUGAGUCGGUUUGAUAGGAUGAAGAUCAGCUGGGAUGCCUUUCUAAAAGUACUGCCUGAUAAUACAGAUUUCUUCUUUAAACAACUUAAUAUUCAAGAUGAGUGCCAUGAUUAUUAUGCUUCCAGACUGGGAGCUUAUCGAUUCAGAAUCAAGCCAAAAGAGGAAGACAAAGAGUUGACAAUAUCGAGUACACUGAUCUCAGAGGUUGCUUCUCUCUGAAUAAUCGAGAGAGAAAUAGUAAAAGAUAGUUUAAACUCAAUCUUCUGUGCUCUCCAAGACCUUCAGCGCCACUCUAAGAGCUUUAUUCUAAACCUCGACUGAGGUAUUUUCAGGCUUAAAAGUAGCCAUGGGCAAUUCAAGGUGAUCUACAAGAAGAAAUCUCCUCAAAUAAAAUCUGCUAAAAUCGCGCCUGCUUUCAAGGACAUUGAACCCAAGAGUUUAGGCAAGAGGAUGAUUCAAGGUAUCAGCAAGGCCAAAGGUAAUAAGAGAGCCUUCAGGACAAUGGACAAGGUACUUUACCGAGGAUUUUACUAACCUUU
Molecule: messenger RNA, 809 nt
Organism: Moneuplotes crassus
Lineage: Eukaryota; Ciliophora; Spirotrichea; Euplotida; Euplotidae
Source: the annotation of a GenBank genome assembly